ACUCAUCAUCAAGUUAGGAAUAUUUGGGGUGGGGGCAGGACCGAGUUUGAGAAAACCUGCGGUAGGGCUCGGUACCGUCGGCAGGGUGUAAGACACUGUAGUCUACCGAGAGAGUCUGGGUAAUGAAUACAGAGGUCCAUUACGUCAUUCAGACAGGUGCUUUUUUUACUUGGUGUUUUUCAGACUAUACAGCAGCGGUCCAUUUAGCGCUUGAAGCAUAGCUUUUAUAGUUGAUGCACAUCGAUAACUUAUAUUACGCUAACAUUUAGUUAAAUAAGAUUCAGUCGCUUGAACAGAAUAACAUUUGAGCUUCUGUAAUUGGAGACUGCUGUGUAUGGACGGGACUUCCUUGUAGCAACACUGUUUAUUUGUGCGUGUUGCACAAAUAGAAGAGACAUUUUUUUGUUGUUGCACGGAGCAGAUAUAAGAAGUCUGUAUUACAGGGUGGCAUGAUGGUGUGGAGCGUAAUGCUGGGUUGCAGCUCACGAAGAGGAGGAGGCUGCUAUCUGGGAUGGCUUCUGACCUUAACCCUGACCCUGCCUCUGGCCUCCCUACAGAUGGACCACCAUGGACACCAAGGCCACCCCCUCCAUCCUCACCAGCAGGCCACCAGAGGGGCUCGCCCCAAGCUCCUGCUGCUGUCCUUCGACGGGUUCCGCUGGGACUACGUGGACCGCGUCCCCACCCCUAACUUCCAUGCCCUGAUGGAGGAAGGGUCGAUCGUUGAACAGGUUGAAAACGCCUACAUCACUAAAACCUACCCUGACCACUACACCCUGGUCACCGGGCUGCACGCCGAGACGCAUGGCAUCGUGGGUAACGAGAUGUACGACCCAGACCUUAACGCCUCCUUCUCCAUGGAGACGCCGAGCGCCUACGAGCCGCGCUGGUGGGCCGGGGCAGAGCCUCUGUGGGUGACCAAUCAGAAGCAGGGUGGGCGGAGCGGCGGGGUGAUGUGGCCGGGGUCGGACGUGGAGAUCGGAGGGGCGUACCCGUCACGCUACCUUCCGUACAACGCAUCGCUGAGCUUCGAGAGGCGCGUGGAGACGAUGGUCGCCUGGCUGAUGGGGGAGAGGCCAGGGGGAGGGGUUCGCUCUGUGCAAGGGGGUGUGGACUUUGGCGUGUUGUACUGGGAGGAGCCUGACGAGAGCGGUCACCGCCUGGGCCCAGAGAACCCUCUAAUGGACGCGGUCAUCGCUGACAUAGACGACAAGCUGGGCUUCCUCCGCAAUGAGCUGCGCAAGAACGGUCUGUACGAAAGUGUGAACCUGAUUGUGACCAGCGAUCAUGGCAUGACCCAGCUAUCCAAAGACAAGGUGAUUGAGCUGGACCAAUACUUGGACAGAGAUCUCUAUACCUGGGUGGACAAGAGCCCUGUGGUGGGGAUUCUACCUAGAGAAGGUAAGUUAGAGGAGGUGUACAGUGCGCUGGUGGAGGCCAAUCCCAACAUGGUGGUGUAUAGGAGGGAGCAGAUCCCCGAGCGUCUCCACUACCGUCACAACAACAGGAUCAUGCCCAUAAUUAUCGAGGCCAAGGAAGGCUGGACCAUCACCCAGAACAGGACCACUGGACCACACAUGUUGGGUAACCACGGCUACGACAACACCCUACCCAGCAUGCAUCCUGUCUUGGUGGCGCGUGGCCCCGCCUUCCGUCAGGACUACGUGAAGAGUUCCAUGCGUUCCGUUGACCUCUACCCUCUCAUGUGUCACAUCCUGUCCGUCCGGCCCCGCCCCAACAAUGGUUCUCUGGACCGGGUUAGGGACCUCCUCUCCGAGCCCGCACCCCCCACACGCUCCGCCCCCUUGGAGGUCAGAUACCAGCCUUCCUUCGACACCGCCCUGGGCGUGGUCCUGGGGGUUGUCAUGGUGACGGGGUUCCUGGUGGUUAUCGUCAAACAGAUGACGCUGCGACAGCUACCCAGCAGGCAGAGCGAGAUGGCCCAGCCGCUAUUACUUGAAGAACUACAGCUUUAGAGGAGAGAGGCAGAGGAGAGAGGGAGUUAUGAGGAGAGAAGAAGGGAGAGGAGAGGAAAGAGGAGAGUUGGCUCCGUACACCGGUAAAGGACAGUAGUUAACCAGGCUUCAGUGAGGAGGAGAGGAGAGGAGAGAGAGAGGAGAGGGGAGGGAGGAGAGGGGAGAGAGAGAGGAGAGAGAGGAGAGAGAGGGAAGAGAGGAGAGAGAGAGAGGGAAGAGAGGAGGGAGGAGAGAGGAGAGAGAGAGAGGGGAGAGAGGAGAGGGAAGAGAGGGGAGGAGAGGAGAGAGGAGAGGAGGAGUAAAGUGUGGCUUUGUUCUGAUGGUUAUUUUGUUGUUAAUGUCAUCAGAGAGUCACAAUAAGAACCAAUAGUACCAUGGACACCAAGCAGUGAGUAAAUCUAGUUUGUGGUUGAGUUGUUACGCUGAGCCGUACAGUGAACCAGAGGUUUUAGACCACCGACCGGGAGUUCAGUUAAUCAGGCUGUUGCUUUCAGUCUGUCAAUAGAUCCUAUACUUUAGUCCAUAUAGUUGUCGUCAUGACUACCACGUUACUGCUUUAGUCCAUAUAGUUGUCGUCAUGACUACCACGUUACUGCUUUAGUUCAUAUAGUUGUCGUCAUGACUACCACGUUAGUGCUUUAGUCCAUAUAGUUGUCGUCAUGACUACCACGUUAGUGCUUUAGUCCAUAUAGUUGUCGUCAUGACUACCACGUUACUGCUUUAGUCCAUAUAGUUGUCGUCAUGACUACCACGUUAGUGCUUUAGUCCAUAUAGUUGUCGUCAUGACUACCACGUUAGUGCUUUAGUCCAUAUAGUUGUAGUCAUGACUACCACGUUAGUGCUUUAGUCCAUAUAGUUGUCGUCAUGACUACCACGUUAGUGCUUUAGUCCAUAUAGUUGUCGUCAUGACUACCACGUUACUGCUUUAGUCCAUAUAGUUGUCGUCAUGACUACCACGUUACUGCUUUAGUCCAUAUAGUUGUCGUCAUGACUACCACGUUACUGCUUUAUUUAGUCCAUAUAGUUGUCGUCAUGACUACCACGUUAGUGCUUUAGUCCAUAUAGUUGUAGUCAUGACUACCACGUUCCUGCUUUAGUCCAUAUAGUUAUCGUCAUGACUACCACGUUAGUGCUUUAGUCCAUAUAGUUGUAGUCAUGACUACCACGUUCCUGCUUUAGUCCAUAUAGUUGUCGUCAUGACUACCACGUUAGUGCUUUAGUCCAUAUAGUUGUCGUCAUGACUACCACGUUACUGCUUUAGUCCAUAUAGUUGUCGUCAUGACUACCACGUUAGUGCUUUAGUCCAUAUAGUUGUCGUCAUGACUACCACGUUAGUGCUUUAGUCCAUAUAGUUGUCGUCAUGACUACCACGUUAGUGCUUUAGUCCAUAUAGUUGUCGUCAUGACUACCACGUUAGUGCUUUAGUCCAUAUAGUUGUCGUCAUGACUACCACGUUAGUGCUUUAGUCCAUAUAGUUGUCGUCAUGACUACCACGUUACUGCUUUAGUCCAUAUAGUUGUAGUCAUGACUACCACGUUAGUGCUUUAGUCCAUAUAGUCGUCGUCAUGACUACCACGUUACUGCUUGUUCCUGUUCAGUACUUACAGUUAUCCUCUGCUUCAUAGAUCAUCUUGCUUGUUCGUUAGGGGUUAGAGGUCAGGGUUAGGGUUAGGGUUAUCCUCUGCUUCAUAGAUCAUCUUUUGUGUUUAUGUGUGUAAUAAUGUUGUUUCAUAUAUGUUACUGUCUGUAGG
Molecule: messenger RNA, 3727 nt
Organism: Salmo salar (Atlantic salmon)
Lineage: Eukaryota; Metazoa; Chordata; Actinopteri; Salmoniformes; Salmonidae
Gene: enpp5
Product: ectonucleotide pyrophosphatase/phosphodiesterase 5
Source: RefSeq, a predicted model, not a curated record